Molecule: messenger RNA, 1506 nt
Organism: Penicillium concentricum
Lineage: Eukaryota; Fungi; Ascomycota; Eurotiomycetes; Eurotiales; Aspergillaceae
Product: cytochrome P450
Exons: 4
Coding region: 1-1506 (501 amino acids)
Molecular function (GO): iron ion binding; oxidoreductase activity, acting on paired donors, with incorporation or reduction of molecular oxygen; heme binding
Source: RefSeq, a predicted model, not a curated record
AUGUCGCCCGAAGUACUACCCCAUAUCACCACCCCGGCUCUCAUCCUUCUGGUCGCCUUGCCAGUACUGUUUUUCUUUUUGACAUCAUCUCGCAAAUCGGAACUCCCUUUCAUCAAUGCACGAAGAACAUUUGAAUUCGGUAAAUCACGCGCACGGGCGCGAUACAUGAAGGAUGCUGCCACGUUGAUCAAGAAAGGAUUGAGAGAGGCAGGAGUCUUUCGCAUCAUCACUGAUAACGGCACAAGGACAAUGCUGGCGCCCAAAUAUGCCAACGACAUCCGCAGCCUCCCUGAGCUGAGCUUGACUGAUAACUUGGCGACUGAGCUGCAUGUCAAUCUUCCUGGCUUUGAGCCAUUCCGGGUUACGGCCAACGAUAACAUCAUCCAAGAUACCGUCCGCGUCAAAAUUACGCAAAAUUUGGCAAACGCCAUGAUUCCGCUUUCCACAGAGGCUACCCACGUUCUACAAACGCAGUGGACGGAUGAAACAGAGUGGCACGAUCUGCAGUUGAAACCUGCCAUCCUAAAGAUGGUUGCACAACUUUCUUCCAGGAUCUUCCUUGGCGACAAGAUCUGCCGCGAUUCUGAAUGGCUUGAUAUUACGAUAAACUACACUGUCAAUGCAUUUACGGCUGCUCAGGAGCUCCGUCUCUUGCCAGAAUUCCUGCGACCAUUUGCCGUCCGAUAUCUGCCAACGAGUCGAAAGGCUCAGGCACAGCUCAGACAGGCAAGGAAAAUCAUUGACCCAGUUUUGAAAGAGAGACGUGCUGCUGAGCGCGCAGGGAAGGGCUUAGAAUAUCAUGAUGCUAUGCAGUGGCUCGAAGAUACUUCUAAAGGACGCAACUACGACCCAGCGGCGGCACAGCUUGCCCUCUCUGCGGCUGCCAUCCACACUACAACUGAUCUAUUCACCCAGACAAUUCUCGACAUCUGCAGUCAGAAAGACCUCAUUCACGCCUUACGGCAAGAAAUUAUUACCGUGGUCCAGGCUGAAGGAUGGAAAAAGACGACCCUUUACAAGCUGAAAUUGAUGGACAGUGUGAUCAAGGAGUGCCAGCGGUUGAAACCUAUGGCCAUUGCGAUUAUGGCACGCGUCGCCCGUAAAGAUGUCGUCCUUCAUGACGGACAAGUAAUCCCCAAAGGCGACAAGAUACUUGUAUCCUGCGAUAGAAUGUGGGAUGAAAAUAUCUAUCCCGACCCACUCAAGUUUGAUCCAUAUCGCUUCGCAAACAUGCGCACCACGGAUAACCCCAAGAAUGAAGCCGCCGCUCAACUUGUUUCGCCAUCGCCCGAGCAGAUGGGCUUUGGUUUUGGACAACAUGCUUGCCCGGGGCGCUUUUUUGUAGCGAAUGAGAUCAAGGUAGCUUUGUGUCAUAUUCUGUUGAAGUAUGACUUGCGAUUGGCAGACGGUUGUGAGCCCAAGGUGAUGAAGUUCGGGAUGAGAUUGGCAGCGGAUCCGUUGGCAAAGGUGUCUAUCAGACGGAGGAAGGAGGAAAUUCCUCUAUAA